UUCAUGCAUUAAUAUACAGGUUGUUAGUUCAAUUAACAUGCUUUUAAAUUAAGAUUGUCUUAAUGCAUUGACAAGCAAAAUAUGGCUUCUGCAAAAUAUUCUUCAAUAGAACAAGAACCUGUACGUCCUGUUACUGAAGCUGUGCAAGAAUAUAGAGUGAUAGAAGAUGGGGCGUUGGCUUACCAUCUGCAGGAACGAGAGAUUGAACACCACUAUGCUUGCAACGUGGAAAACAGGAGAACUGUCAUGCAGGACAUCAGGACAGCUCAGCAACUCCAAGAUGAGGAAGACAGACGAGCAAGAAUAUUUACUCUGGAGCAACAAGCUCAACUGGAAAAAACAGAUGAAAAGCUUGCGGAAGCUUACCAAGAAAAGUUGCUUAAAAAACAUUUGCAAAAAGAACAAGAAAGAAAAGAAAGAGAAGAAAGAGAUAAUGAAAUAGCAUUCAUGUUGAUGGAGAGAGAAAGAAGGAGAGAAAGAAGACAGCAAGCUGUAGAUCGUGACUUAGCUGAGAAAAUGAGUCGAAUGCCGACAAAAACAAUGGAAAGAAUGAAAAAAAUGACAGAUGAGGAACUUGCGCAGCGUUUACAGGCAGAAGAAGACAAAAAACUUUUGAUAAAAGAAAGGGAAAAGAAAAACCUGAAAGCUGUAGUUGAAAUGCAAGAUGAAGAGCUAGCUAGAUAUAUUCAUGAAAGAGAAAUAGAGGAAAAUUCCAUGGCACAAAGAGAUUCGAAAGACAAGAGUAAAAGAAAAAAGCAAAGAUCGAUAAAAUCACAUGAAAAUCAUCCACAUCUUCAUCACAAUGAUAAAAGAACUCCUCCUCAUGAUCAUCCUCGCAACCUCCCAUCAAGACCUGAUCCACGGAGGAAUGGAGGAAGCAUGAGAGACGAGACAGAUCGAACGAAUCCUCCUAAUCGUCCUCCACCUCCACGCACACGUGAGGAAGAUGAAACAAACCCGAAAUCAAUCCACAAUUUUACUCCUGCAAGACGGCAAGUAAAAAGUGAUCAUGAUGUUGAUGAUUGCGUUCAUCGACGAACGAAAAGUGAACGACCUCGACGACCUCCCCAGCCAUCACGUGAUCAUCAUGAGUUUGAAAGACGGAACUCUGAAUUAUCCCGUGAUCAUAAUGCAUCACGUAAUCAUAACACAUCACGUGAUAACCCUGCAUCACGUGAUCAUAAUGUAUCACGUGAUAGCCCUACAUCACGAGAUGAGCAAAGGCGUAAGUUAACUUCCAAAGAAGAACGUUUUCGUCAGGCAACAAAUAACAAUAACCAACAUCCAGCUGUAGAUCCUGAUAUAUCUGAUGAUAUUCCAUACAGUGAAAGAUUUGCUAGACUUGCUGCUCAAGAGAGUUGGAAUUAUGACCAAGUCCCAACCGAACAUAUGCGUAAGAAAAACAAAGGCGAUUGUAAACAGCAGUAAAUUGCCAAGCUCAGUUCUAUUUUUAACUCGUUUCAUAUCUCUUCUAAAAAUGAUUUUAUAUUUCAUUAGACCAAGUUUAUGUUUUAUCAUAACUUACUGUGUCAAAACUGCGCUUCAUAUAACAUUAAACCUGUAGGCAAGUAUCUGCUAUAUAUACCUUUUAUAUUUUGCAAUAUUUUUCUGAGCCAUAACCUUACAAUGUCAUAUUAAAGUAUAAAUCAAAUUUGUUUUGCAUUUUUAAUUUAAUGUAAAUUGAAUGGCACUUAGACAAUAGACUUGUUAACUCAUUUUGUAAAUUCAUAACAAAGGCCUCAAAAUUUGGAAAAAAGUUGAAUUAAGUGUCACAAAAUUUGCAUUAAAUAAAAGAUUUUUUUCCAAGCUGGUUUACCUAUGAUUUCAGCUUAAUUUUGAUAAGCCAAAAAAUAACCGUCAUUGCAUUUGUAAAUCCACCUACUUUUUUAUUUUGACACCAUUUGCCUUAAGUUAUAGAAUUAUGUUUUUAUCUAAUUUUAAGGGUCAUACUGUAGUGUGUGUAAGUUUUUUCUGAAAUCUAAAAUUGUCCGUAAGAAAAUGAACAGUUGUUACAGAAUUGUUUUGUGCUAAAAUGCUUGUGCAUUUUCCCCAGUUUUUCUGAACGAUUCUGAUAUAGUAGCGUGGGGGAAAACGGGAUACAUUUAGCACGUAAUAUCAAAAUAUCCUGAUCAAAUUUUAAAUAUUUUUUAACAACGACCCAUGUGAGUCGUGAGGAUCGAUUUAAAAUUUGUUGAUUGUUGUUUGUUUACUACCAAAUGGGACAAGAAAAUAGAAAAAAGUUUUUUUAUCUUUCCCACUCUACUAUAUGUGUUAAUACAUUCUUACUCUCUGUUACUGAAUUUAAAAGUUUUUUUAAGCAACUUGUAGAUUUUUGCUUUCAUGUUUAUACUCACAUUCCAAUCUUUUGUAACAAAAUAACACAAGCUUCUAUUUCUUUUUUUUAGCUCCAUUUAAAAAAAAGUCGAUUUUGUGUUUGUUUCCUAAAUGAAUUAGGUCUGUACAGUAAAACUGCACACAACACG
Molecule: messenger RNA, 2483 nt
Organism: Ciona intestinalis (vase tunicate)
Lineage: Eukaryota; Metazoa; Chordata; Ascidiacea; Phlebobranchia; Cionidae
Source: RefSeq, a predicted model, not a curated record